AUGACGACAGCGAUAUCAGCCAGCGAGGUGAUGUACCCUAACUUCUCGGCUUGUUCCUCUGACUCGGAUUGCCUGACCUCCAACUCUGACUGCAGGAACGGGCUCGUAUGUGAGUGCGUGGCCGGAUACAGCUACCACGAGACCACAGGGGCGUGUGUCACAAGUUGUCCUGGUGGUUACGGAAGUACAUUCACGCUGACGAAUGGCUUUUACUUGUUCGGGUUCAACACUGCCGUCUUCAACGACCUUGACACGUGUUUCGAAGAGUGCAGAUUGGACCCUGGGUGCGUCUCCAUCGAGUACGACACUCUGAUGGGAGAAUGUAAUCUAGAAGACAAGAUGCAAGAGAAGAACAUCGCACUUGAAACCGACAAGACACUGUCUGACACUACCGCCACAAAAAAUGGAUACAACAAGACUCAGUCUGAAAAGGGAUUCGCCUCCCUUGUUAAGGAAAGAAUACUAUCGGACAGAAAAAACGUCACGCCCGAGAACGACUAUGCAGUAUCACACAACCGGAGUGGUAAAGAUGAGAGUUUCUCUCCUGCAGUUGAAAAUGAAGAUCGGUCAACUGCUGUACUUCAAGCCAAACACAAAAGAUUUGUUGCAGAAGGGACUGUAGCAUUUUCUGCAAUGAAAGUAGCUCGACAAGAUCAUGUCGGCGCUAACCAGAACAUCAUCUUCGAGCAGGUUCUUACAAAUGAAGGAGGCGGGUACCAUCAAAAUCACGGAGUCUUCAUUGCUCCACAAUCCGGCGUUUUCGUCUUCUCGUCGACCAUUAUGUGUGUCCCAAAUGGGGAGGUUGAUGCUGAAAUGGUUCAUAACGGAAACGGCGUCACGCACAUUUACUGCCAUGGUGACGGUGGGAGCCACGAUCAAGGUAGUCAGACAGUUGUCAUAAAGAUGAAUGCUGGGGAUGAAGUCGCGGUUCGAAAUUUUGCCAUUACAGAUAAUUCUAUCUGGGGUGGUCUGUAUUCGUCAUUCAGUGGCUAUUUAGUAUGGCUGCAAUAAAUUAAGUGUUACCGGAAAAAUGAUAUCUACUGUAGACAUAUUUGUUUACUCAUGUAAACAAAAUUAGUUAUGCAAAUCGACUAUGUUUGUUAUUUCCUAUAAAAUUAAAUCCUUAUUUCGUGUCUAUUGAAAACACACAUUUUAUUAAAGAAAUAUAAAUUAAA
Molecule: messenger RNA, 1175 nt
Organism: Dreissena polymorpha
Lineage: Eukaryota; Metazoa; Mollusca; Bivalvia; Myida; Dreissenidae
Exons: 4
Coding region: 1-1011 (336 amino acids)
Molecular function (GO): protein binding
Source: RefSeq, a predicted model, not a curated record